Pseudovirgaria hyperparasitica is the source of this 2665-nucleotide messenger RNA. RefSeq lists its product as uncharacterized. Lineage: Eukaryota; Fungi; Ascomycota; Dothideomycetes; Acrospermales; Acrospermaceae. The transcript has 4 exons. Gene Ontology annotation, biological process: double-strand break repair; DNA double-strand break attachment to nuclear envelope. Bases 34 to 2553 code for a protein of 839 amino acids. Gene Ontology annotation, cellular component: nucleus; Cul8-RING ubiquitin ligase complex. The record is from RefSeq and is a predicted model, not a curated record.
ACGAUCCAUGCGCACACACACUGCAACGCAAUCAUGGCCGGCAACAACUCUGACACGAUAAUGGAGGACCCAUCAGCGACUCUAUUCAAGGGCUUGAGGUUCGCGUUCAUUCCCAGCACAGAAUUCUCGGACGGGUCCAUCCAAGAUUUGAGGAAAGACGUUGUCAGAUAUGGAGGCGAUUUCGUCGUUCUCGACAGCGAUGGCCGUAUACAAGACCUCUCGGACGUGUCCCACGUUAUCUCGACGACAGCCGAUUUCCCCCAGUACUCGGACGCCCUCGAUGCUAUGUUGGCCGUUGUCAAGCCUGCCUGGAUACCAGAGUCAAUAAGAAAGCAGAAGCCCGCCAACACGAAACAGCACAGCCCCGAUCCUCACAUGUUCAUGUCGAAUGUCGUAGUCUGCUGCGCAGAUAUUCCGGAAGGCGAUAAAGAGGCUGUGUAUGGAGGGGUAUUGGCUAUGGGGGGUGCAUAUGCGACUGGGCUAUCAGCCUUUGUGACACAUAUUAUCGCUCUGGAUCUUCGAAAUGCGUACUGUCAAAAGGCUAUCCAAAAAAAGCUGCGAUGCCACAUAGUCCUGCCCCACUGGUUCGACGUCUGUAUGAAAGUAGGCGCUAAGGUUUCUGAGGAUAACUAUCUCCUAUCAGAUCCUGUGGCCCUCCGAAGCGGACCGGGAUCACCUCCACUGGCGAACGCGAAAAAGAUACAUGAUACUAUAAACGGCGCCACCUCCCACCAUCCCGAGCAAGAGACUGUAGCAAGACGACAAGCCUCGGCAGUGUUCAAGAGCAAGAAGUUGAAGAUCUGCAAGGACCUAGAGCUUAGCGUUCACCUCACGGAUAAUAUUGCUAAAGUUGUGGAAGAAAGCGGAGGAUCUCUUACGGACGACAUCGAGGCGACAGACAUCUUGAUUUGCAGGUACAGAGACGGCCCUGAUUACGUGGAAGCGUCAAGAGCAGGGAAAGAUGUGGGGAAUCUCGCCUGGCUUUUUGACAUAAUAAGGAGUAACAGAUGGAGGUCGCCCUUCCGCAAGCUGCUCCAUUAUCCGGUCCCUCGCAAUGGAAUUCCUGGCUUCGACAAGUACCACAUAAGCAUUUCAAAUUAUACAGGACUGGCGCGAGACUACCUUCAAGAUCUUGUCAAAGUCACUGGGGCUCACUUGGAUCGCAAAAUGACACAGGAAGAUACUCAUCUGAUCACUGCAUAUAUGGAUGGUGCCAAGUGUGAAGCGGCACAAGAAUGGAAUAUCCACAUUCUGAACCAUAUCUGGCUGGAGGAAAGCUAUGCGCAGUGCGAGGAGAUGUCAAUGACCAACCCAAAAUAUGUUUACUUUCCAAAGGGCACCAAUCUCGGCGAGGCCGUUGGUCAAACUAGCCUUGAUCCUAAGGCUGUAGAGAAAUACUAUACCGAGACUGCACCACCAAGGCCCGGUGUUGUCAAAAAGUCUAAAGCUCGACCGGCGGCUCAGACCAGCACACCGGUCGCUCAGAAGACUAGACGGCAACCAGUGGAAGGGCAAUCAGCAGAGCGUCAUCCCGUGGAAGGAGACAAGGAGAAUCAGACACCGUCAACCGCUGGGAGAGGUGCAAAGGCUCGUGCGAUGGCCAAGCUCAGUGAUAUGGCACCCGACAUGGCCAAGUUUGAGAAGGAAAUGAAGAGGGUUGGUGGCGUGAUACACGGUAGAGAUAGGAAAGAGUCAGAGAAACGGAAACGGUCCGUCGAACCAGAUGCGGAAGAGGAAGAGGAGGAAAGAAAGGCAACACCACCGAAGAAGACAAAGUCCAAGCAAGGGCGUCCCAAGGCGGUACCAGUUGGCAAAGUAGAACGCGAGUACUGGCUCAUGGUCACCGGAUAUAAAGCAUGGGUAGGAAACGAGACCAAAGAAUCAGCAGACAAGAUGAAACUACGUCAGCUCGGACUUUGGGUGACUGGAGACCCUCGUCCAGACAUGAUUCUCUGUGCGCCGAAUCUCAUUCGCACGAAGAACUUCCUUCGAGCCCUGGCUCACGCACCCGUGGUGGUUUCAACCGACUUCUUAGACUACGCCCUGAAGCACCAUGAGCUGCCAGACCCACAUCAAUUCAUACUGAGCGACCGAGAAAACGAGAAAAAGUUCGACAUCAACCUCACGCAGACGUUGACCCGAGCCCAGCGGAAUCAAGGCAAGCUGUUGGAAGGUCUCGCAUUAUUCUGCACCGGAAACGUGACUUCGGGCUACGAAACGAUGAGAGACAUAGCCGUCGCCAACGGUGGCACGUGCCAGCUUUAUACCGGACGAUCUAAUAUGAACGUUUCGAAGCGUGAAGUCAAGGCUGUUGCUGCCAAUACGGAAAGCCAAGAGCAAGAUCCAUACGGCGAAGGCGACAAGGAGUACAUCUAUCUGAUCAGCUCUCGCGAGAGGAAAGAUGAAUUGAUGUGGCCCAAGUUUCGCAGCCUGGCGAAGAAUGUGGAUAUGAUACCGCGGAUAGUAGACGUCAAUUGGUUGUUGAAGACUGCCAUGGACCAGAAGGUCUCCAGAGUAGAGAAGGAACAUCUGAUCGACGAAAAGGACUCAUGAAGAUUAUGGCAUAUUCCGAUAAGGGUUCGGGUAUAGAGUGGAUCCCCGGCGCGUUGGAGUGUGGGUAUUGUUUGGUUGGGACAGCGACAUAUUGGCGUUCUCUACCAUGUUC